Xenopus laevis (African clawed frog) is the source of this 1354-nucleotide messenger RNA. RefSeq names its product carbonic anhydrase VII S homeolog (gene ca7.S). Gene Ontology annotation, molecular function: carbonate dehydratase activity; zinc ion binding. Gene Ontology annotation, biological process: regulation of intracellular pH. Lineage: Eukaryota; Metazoa; Chordata; Amphibia; Anura; Pipidae. The record is from RefSeq and is a predicted model, not a curated record. The coding region runs from base 124 to 924 and encodes 266 amino acids. Gene Ontology annotation, cellular component: cytoplasm. The transcript is spliced from 7 exons.
AGGUUUUCUGUGUAGAAAAGCAGCAGGUACUCCACAUCCCUGUCAUAUUGUGUGUGCCUGGCAGCCAGCACUGACUCCAGAGAGGAGGGAGGGCAGCAGCAGCCUGUGUGAGGGAUUGUGACAAUGACUGGCCAACACUGCUGGGGAUACGGGGAGGAAGACGGUCCAUCCGAAUGGCACCGUUACUUCCCAAUUGCAGAGGGGAACCGCCAAUCUCCCAUUAACAUAGUCUCCAAUCAAGCUGUGUUUAACCCUAGUCUAAAACCUCUAGUUUUUGUCUACGAUCAGUGCACAUCCAUUAACCUGUCAAACAAUGGGCAUUCUGUUAUGGUGGAAUUUGAUGACAAUGAUGACAAGACAGUGAUAAGCGGAGGCCCACUAGAGGGGUCAUACAGACUGAAGCAAUUUCACUUUCACUGGGGAACCCAACGCAACAGUGGGUCAGAACAUACUGUGGAUGGGAAGCCUUAUCCCUGUGAGCUUCACUUGGUGCACUGGAACGCUAGAGCGUAUUCCUCUUUCGGAGAAGCAGCUGCAGCGCCAGAUGGUUUGGUGGUAAUUGGUGUUUUUCUGGAAACUGGUGGACAACACCCAGGCCUCAACAGACUUACAGACGCCUUGUACAUGGUGAAAUUUAAGGGAACCAAAACACAAUUUGAUGACUUUAAUCCAAGAUGUCUGCUGCCUUCGAGCUUUGAAUACUGGACCUACCCUGGAUCUCUCACAACUCCCCCUCUGAAUGAAAGUGUAAUAUGGGUUGUCCUGAAAGAACCAAUUAAGGUGUCUGAAAAACAGAUGGAGAAAUUCAGAAAAACUGUGCUGUUUUCAGGGGAAGAAGAAGAGCAACGGGUUCACAUGGUGAACAAUUACCGCCCACCCCAACCACUUAAUGGACGACAGGUCCAUGCAUCUUUCAAAUGCUAACAAGAAGGAAUAGAAAACCAGUAAUAUUCAGAGAGCUUCCACACCAGCAAAGACCAAAUCCAUUGCCUAAAUGGAUCAGGGGUGCCCUUUUUAUAGAGCAUAUGGGGAAUGUGGGAUAGAUGUUCAUUUUUCAAAGACUGCAAAGUACCUCACCUGUUGAAUAAGGACAUGAGGGUUAGUUAUAUGAGUGACAAGCUAAGCCCGAGACUGUGUACCCACAUACUACUGUAUCAUUGACUCCUGCCCACUAGUCUUUUAGAAAUGAAUGGGUAUGAAUAAAAUUACUUUUUUAACUAAUUAGCAAUUAACUGAAAUUAAGGGGGAAUUAAGCCCUGAAAAAAAACUUAAAUGAGAAGGAAAGGCUGUAUUUACUUGGGGGUGCCAAAAGUUAGGCACCCUUGAAACCCCGGCCUGUGCUCCUAUCAGCAGA